UCAGCGGAAUGAGGCGCGGAGCUGUUCGCCUCUUCAGGUGCUGAGUCCGAGCACGGCUCCGGACGCUAGAGCCGCGGACGCUGCCUCCGCAGCCGCCGCGAUAGCCGCCGCCGGGAACCCGGGGCUGUGAGGAGCCGGAAGGCUCCAGUGCUCUGCCAGGCACUGACUGCCCUCCUGCCCGCCGUCUGAGGUCUUGAUUGCCUGGACCUCCCCUCUAAAGAAAGAAGGGCAAAGUCUGAGUGGCCCUCCUCAGGGAUCUUAGACCAGAAUCCAGAACAGCAAGACCAUUAUAAGGACCCAUUCCUGCCCAGACACUGACAAACUGAAUGUUUCCGGGACUGCCAGACUGGGAGCAGAGAGCUCUGGGGUCCAAGCUGGUGGUAACCAAAGGGGAGAACCAAAGAAGAGAGGUUUGGAGUAGGCCUUGGUGUCCCAGCAUGGCCCACUGACAUGAACCAUGACCGGCUGGCUGACACUCGCCACUAACCACCCAGACUCACAUCUCGCCAGGAGGUGACCCCUCGUCCAGCUGCCCCCCCAGCUUGCCCAUCCCUGCCCAGGAAAGUGCCACAGCUGCCACGGACACCAUGUAGUAGGGCCGGCCGCGGCGCCCAGUGAGCUGCGAUGGUUUUGUACAGGACUCCCUUUCCUAAUAGCUGUCUGUCCGCCCUGCACGCCGUGUCCUGGGCUCUCAUCUUCCCAUGUUACUGGCUGGUGGACCGGCUGAUAGCCUCCUUCAUACCCACCACCUAUGAGAAGCGUCAGCGCGCAGACGACCCAUGCUACCUGCAACUGCUCUGCACUGCCCUCUUCACGCCCAUCUACCUGGCCCUCCUCGUGGCCUCGCUGCCCUUUGCCUUCCUCGGGUUUCUUUUCUGGUCUCCCCUGCAGUCUGCCCGCCGGCCCUACAUCUACUCACGGCUGGAGGACAAGAGCCCUGCCGGCGGGGUGGCCCUGCUUGGUGAAUGGAAGGGCAUAGGGGCUGGCAAAAGCUUCUGCUUCGCCACUGCCAAUCUCUGCCUCCUCCCUGACUCGCUGGCCAGGCUCAACAACGUCUUCAACACCCAAGCACGAGCCAAAGAGAUUGGGCAGAGAAUCCGCAAUGGCGCUGCACGGCCUCAGAUCAAAAUCUACAUCGAUUCGCCCACGAACACCUCCAUCAGCGCAGCCAGCUUCAGCAGCCUGGUGUCACCACAAGGCGGUGAUGGUGGGGCCAGGGCUGUCCCUGUGAGCAUUAAGAGGACAGCCUCUGUGGAAUACAAGGGCGAUGGCGGGCAUCACCCCAGCGAUGAGGCUGCCAAUGGGCCUGCCGCUGGGGACCUGGCUGACAGUGGCAGCCUUGAGGACGCCUGCAUUGUCCGCAUCAGUGGCGAGGAGGGAGGGCGGCCACCUGAAGCUGAAGACGCUGCCACGGGGAGCCAAGCCAGGAAUGGGGCCAGUGGGGGCCCAAAGGGCCAGACACCCAACCACAAUCAGCGGGACGGGGAUUCAGGCAGCCUGGGCAGCCCUUCAGCCUCCAGGGAGUCCCUGGUAAAGGCUCGAGCUGGGCCGGACAGCAGCGGCGGUGGGGACCCGGGGGCCAACAGUAAGCUCCUGUACAAGACCUCGGUGGUAAAGAAGGCAGCCACACGAAGGAGGCGGCACCCUGAUGAGGCCUUUGACCACGAGGUCUCAGCCUUUUUCCCUGCCAACCUGGACUUCCUGUGCCUGCAGGAGGUGUUUGAUAAGCGGGCAGCUGCCAAGUUGAAAGAGCAGCUACAUGGCUACUUUGAGUACAUCCUGUACGACGUUGGGGUCUAUGGCUUCCACGGCUGCUGCAGUUUCAAGUGUCUCAACAGUGGCCUCCUCUUUGCCAGCCGCUACCCCGUCAUGGACGUGGCCUAUCACUGUUACCCCAAUGGUCGCGGCUCCGAUGCCAUGGCCUCUAAGGGAGCGCUGUUUCUCAAGGUGCAGGUGGGAAGCACACCUCAGGACCAAAGAAUCGUUGGAUACAUCGCCUGCACACACCUGCAUGCCCUGCCAGAGGACAGCGCCAUCCGCUGUGAGCAGCUGGACCUGCUUCAGGACUGGCUGGCUGAUUUCCGAAAAUCUACCUCCUCCUCCAGCACAGCCAACCCCGAGGAGCUGGUGGCGUUUGACGUCAUCUGCGGAGAUCUGAACUUUGACAACUGCUCCUCUGACGACAAGCUGGAGCAGCAGCACUCCCUGUUUACACGAUACAAGGACCCCUGCCGCCUGGGGCCUGGGGAGGAGAAGCCGUGGGCCAUCGGUACCCUGUUGGAUACAAAUGGCCUCUAUGAUGAGGAUGUGUGCACCCCUGACAAUCUGCAAAAGUAAGUACCCAGGUGGGGACCCCCUCUACACCAGCUCCCAGUCUGGACAAGGUGCUGAGAACCUGACUCUCAUGAUAGAUGCAAGCUGGGAAGGGACACAAGAGCCAGCUCAGCUCAGGCCAGUGAGCUCAAGCUCCAUGCAGUGGGAGCCGCUUCUCCAACUCUUGACAGCUUCAGGCUCUGUGCGGGUGAAAGCUGUUGUAGCCCUGGCACUGGGCUUGCAGAGAAGUCUCAGAGCUACACACCAUCUCAAAGGGAUGCUUCCUGACCCAGCAGCCAGUCUGGGCCACGUGGAGCCCUGCUGAUAGGGUGAAGGCAACCAGAACUUUCCACGACCAAGCCAAGUGCCAACCUCUGUACCACUGUCACUGGGUAACAAAUCUGUAGAAGGGAGCCAGCAGCUUGUGGAACCAAUUAGGGACAUAAAAUACUUUUGAGCAGAGAGAACACAAGCUGAUCACUCUCCAAGUAGAGACAGUUCUAUCCUGGCCAAGCUUCAUUCCUGAACCCAGUGGCUUCCAUAAAGGACACACUGAAGCCACACAUGGUGCUGCAGACCUAUAAUCCUACCAUUCAGAAGGCUGAGACAGGAGGAUCACCACAAGUUCAAGACCAGCCUGGGCUAGUCAGUUC
This is a messenger RNA of Fukomys damarensis (Damara mole-rat), 2966 nucleotides long. It is a transcript of the gene Smpd3, whose product is annotated as sphingomyelin phosphodiesterase 3. Gene Ontology annotation, biological process: sphingomyelin metabolic process. The record is from RefSeq and is a predicted model, not a curated record. NCBI's taxonomy places the organism in Eukaryota, Metazoa, Chordata, Mammalia, Rodentia, Bathyergidae. Gene Ontology annotation, molecular function: sphingomyelin phosphodiesterase activity. Gene Ontology annotation, cellular component: extracellular region; cytoplasm. The transcript is spliced from 8 exons. Bases 625 to 2337 code for a protein of 570 amino acids.